Molecule: messenger RNA, 1130 nt
Organism: Erythranthe guttata (spotted monkey flower)
Lineage: Eukaryota; Viridiplantae; Streptophyta; Magnoliopsida; Lamiales; Phrymaceae
Source: RefSeq, a predicted model, not a curated record
UAUAUGGUGGUAACUUUGUUCACAGGUUAAAAGAAAUGGGCUCAAUCAGAAUCAGGCAACUAAUUCUCACUGCCAUAAUCUUGGCCUUAAACUUGAUACAAAUUACAUCCCUACCAAUCUUGUCCACCACUUCACAAUCAGGCCGUUUUUUGGCGGAAAAAAGUACUAACGUUUCGGACGAUACCGUUAGAGUAGACCCUUUGGAUAGUUUCAAGAAAUACAGAGGAGGUUAUGAUAUUACAAACAAACAUUAUUGGGCUUCGACCGCUUACACCGGCAUACCUGGAUACGCAAUUGCAGUACUAUGGCUACUAUGCGGUCUCGUAUACGGAGGAUUUCUUCUCGUAAAAAGACUUUGUUGUAAUAUCAGCAGAAGAAAACUCAAGAAAAAAUCACCCUGUCAUAAUCAAUGUUAUCUGAAGCCUCUUCUUUUCGCCGUUUUUCUUACAAUUCUUGCAAUAACAGCAACCGGCCUGGUUCUUGGAGGGAAUGCGAAGUUCCAUACGAGGGCGAAAACGGUAAUAGACAUAAUAAUCGACACGGCGGACGAGGCUUCAGACACGAUAUACAAGACAACCGGAGCCAUGAAAGAAAUGAGCAUCAGUUUACGAGAUGCUGAUGGAAGUACCGAGGCUACUAGAUUCUUAACUUCAACUUCCCUCACGCUCGAUUCUCAGGCUGCCGAUAUAGCCAAACAAGCUUCCAAAAAUCGGCGCCUCAUCGAUAAAGGCUUCAAGAUAGUGUAUAUAAUAACAACGUUGACGAUUUCGUUAACGCUCGUGUCUGUGAUUGCUCUACUAGUCUUAGGUGUCCUAAAAUUUCAGAGGAUUGUUCAAAUACUAAUUGGAGUUUGCUGGAUUUUAACUGCUCUCUGCUGGUUGUUCUUCGGGAUUUAUUUCUUCCUACAAAACUUUGCCGGAGAUACCUGCACGGCACUUAAAAGCUUCCAGAAAGAUCCAUACAACAACAGCUUGAGUUCCAUUCUACCAUGCGACGAAUUGCUUUCCUCAAAAUCAGUCCUCAACGACAUUAGUGUAGGAAUAUACGACUUAGUCAACGAGGUACGAUUAUAUGUCGUCUUAACUCAUCGUUAAUUAUUCCAUUUUUCUCGUAUGUUCUAUUCAAGCUCA